Laetiporus sulphureus 93-53 is the source of this 495-nucleotide messenger RNA. RefSeq names its product PC4-domain-containing protein. Bases 1 to 495 code for a protein of 164 amino acids. Gene Ontology annotation, biological process: positive regulation of transcription initiation by RNA polymerase II. Gene Ontology annotation, molecular function: transcription coactivator activity; DNA binding. The transcript has 5 exons. The record is from RefSeq and is a predicted model, not a curated record. Lineage: Eukaryota; Fungi; Basidiomycota; Agaricomycetes; Polyporales; Laetiporaceae.
AUGCCUAAGCGCAGAGCAUACACGAUCAGAGAGGAGGAGGAGGAGGAGGAAGAGGAGGCCGAGUUCUCCCAGGACAACGUUGAGGAUGAGCCUCCCAUGAAGCACAAGAAGUUGUCCAAGCUAUCCAAGGCAUCCACGGGAAAGUCAAAGAAAAGAGAUAUCAGUGACGAUGAGGAGGAUGACGAGCCGGUAACAAAAAAGAGAAAGGCGAGGUCGUCCAUCUCGAAAGCUCAUGAAGACGACGACGACGACGGUAUUGUCAUCAAGGCCAAUGACGAAGGCGAGAAAUACAUCGACUUGGGUAAAAAGCGACGCGCCACCGUUAGUACAUUCAAGGGCUUGAUAUUUCUCGACAUCAGAGAGUAUUUUGGACCGGAAUGCGACGAGAAACCCGGCAAGAAAGGUGUCACUCUGCAGUGGGAGCAGUGGGAGAAACUGAAGAACAGUAGCGAAGCGAUCGACAAACUUUUCACUCAGGUCAAAAGAAUGAAGUGA